CCCAACAUCAACAACAGUACCCAGGCGGCCCAUCGGGAUCCACGCCUCAAACGCCUCAAACGCCAACGCCAACAUUCCCCAAUUUCCCGCCCACACCCGCACCCGACCCGUCUUCCGCCUCCACCUCCAAUACCGCCAACAAACCCCCAUCCGCCGCCGUCCAAACCGCCCUCUCGUUCCGUCUCCGAAACCAGCCGCCCACGAACGAACAGGCUAUCGCCCUGCUGUACGACGUCUCGCCGCAGCUUUUGCAGAGUGUGUUUCGGUUGACGACGAGUGCGGUGGGGUCGAAGGAUGAUGAUGAGAGGGUGCUUGUGGAGGCGCUUUGGAGGGCGGGGAAGGGUGGGAAUGGGGAGGGAGUUGAUUAUGGGAAGGCUUUGAGGGGGUUACAUGGGGUAAACGACCACGCCACGAAUCACUGGCAGGCCUAUUAUUGCACGCACCAAACCCGCAUCGACGCCCUCGUCGCCUCCUUCGACCCUUCACCCUCCGCACGAGUCGGAGCACGCUCAUCCACUCCAUCCUCAGCCUCAGGAGCAGCGCAAGCAAACCCCAUCGGACCCAACAAAACCGCGAAAAAGCCGACGUUCAUGAGCGCGCCCUCGUCCAACACGGCCCGCGCAGGUCCCUCUCGGCUCGGGACCGCCAUUCGAAAAUCGACGGGCUCGAAGCCUCCUGCAGCUUCUUCUUCAUCUUCUUCGAGACCGUCUAAUGGCAGCAUUGGUCCGAAAUUGAAGAAGCGACCGUCGGAGGCUGGUGGUGGUGGUGAUGGUGGUGGACCUGAGCCGAAGAAGGCGAGGACGUUGGAGGAGGAGUUGAGCCAGCAGAGUGUGAGGAGUCAGAUCCAUAAUGAGAGGGUUAUUGAGGGUCAGCAAAAUAAGGGGAAAGGGAAGGGGGUAGUGAGGAAUGGGUCGGGGACCUAUUCGACUCCGGGAAACAGUCCAGUUAAGAAAAAGAUCGGGAAUGGGAUCGGGAAUGGGAUUGGGACGGGGGUGAGGGCUGGUUCGUCUGGCUCGAGCACGGUCAUCGAACGACCCACGCCUUCGAACGGUGUGACGUUCACUGGCUAUGUGACGAAAGCGGGACUUCGCGAGCCGACACCGCCGAAGGAAGGGAUGCAUGCGGUGUGGACGGACGAGGAAGAGAAGUACGUGAUUGAUUUUGUGGAGUGGAAUUGUGAGGUUUAUAAGGAGUUUUUGGAAGCAGGGGGGGCGAAGAAGAAGACGCACGGGGGGUGGGCGAACAGGGUCAAUAGGAUGAAGAUGGCGAAAAGGAUGGAGGAGAGGGCUCCAUGGCACAGCACUGGCAAUUACCGGCAAAAGACUUACGAACUCUGGCCUACUAAUCAGAAAAUUAAGAACACCCAGGAAUGGGCAGAGAACUUGAAAGCGCAGAACAAAGCACCAUCAGCCGAGGUUGAGUCAGAAGACGGAGAGGGGGAAAGUGAUGGGGAUGAGCAGGAGGGAGCGGAUAAGGAACAUGAUGAAUCGAUGUAUGUGGACGGCGACGAGGGGGAUGCUAGCAGCGACGAAGAAGGCCCAGACGGUGUUGCCGACCAUGUCGCUGCGGUCAAGGUGGACCCUAUCAAAGCGCUCGCGGAAUAUAUAUCGUUGUAUGACGAAGUGGAGUGGCUUGCCUUCAGUGUCAAGGACAGGUGGGAGACGUUACUUGAGAAGUAUCCCGAGAGAAACCAGAAGUCUUGGGCGUCCAUUUUCGGGCACAAUAAGGACGAUAUUCUCCGCCAAGCUGCGAGGUACCGAGCCCGGAGGCUCAAAGGCGCCGCCCUCGACGACAAUGCCAACGACGACGUGCAGCCUCUUCCACUCGACAGCGACGACAUGCCUUUCGAAGAACCUCCGGUAGCUGGUGGACAGAGCCAGUCCGAGUCCCAAGCACGGCUCUCACCUCAGGUCACACCAAGCGCGCAGCCUGGGCCUGGGGUCAGAGUUGGACUUGAGGCUGGGGGUGGUACUGCGUCCGCCGAUAAUGCUAUGAACGUCGAUGGUCCUCAACGUGAGACCAGCAUCAAUGGAUCUGUGGCGCCGAAAGGGCCUGGUCAGGCUUCCGGGAGUCAGUCCAGGGUGGGAUCGAACGCGAAUUCGCCUGUGGUACAGAAUGAUCCGGAGAUGGUGGCGAGAAUUAGGCAGCGGUUGAGUGCCAGUAACGGUUUAGGCGUCUGAUCUGGGGGUGUCUUCUUGGGGGCGGUCUUGUGGUUUUUCUUGCGAGCAGGUUUCUUGAGACGACGCGCUGUUUAUAAUAAUAACGAGCUUUUCUUUCAUCCUAUGAUAUAUGUCGUGUAAUUGUGAGGCAUUUGAUGUUACUUCUCUAUGGUGCAGGCUUAGCUUUCGUGAUGUCGUGAACGGUUUGUGCUCAGACAGGCCCGGCCGCGUAGAUCCUGUCUUAGAUACUCCAUUGUUGUCCUGCUCAACUCAGUUCUUGUCCAGGUCCAGGUUCUCUUUAUCGAUAUACACUACGUUCAGUAGAAACAUCCGGACCCCUUCGUGUAGAUCGUAUAAAAUAAUAGCGGGCAACAUUUGGACGGCCCAACAAG
Molecule: messenger RNA, 2551 nt
Organism: Stereum hirsutum FP-91666 SS1
Lineage: Eukaryota; Fungi; Basidiomycota; Agaricomycetes; Russulales; Stereaceae
Exons: 5
Coding region: 1263-2180 (305 amino acids)
Source: RefSeq, a predicted model, not a curated record